Molecule: messenger RNA, 1280 nt
Organism: Pollicipes pollicipes
Lineage: Eukaryota; Metazoa; Arthropoda; Thecostraca; Pollicipedomorpha; Pollicipedidae
Product: ribosome biogenesis protein WDR12 homolog
Exons: 1
Coding region: 2-1264 (420 amino acids)
Biological process (GO): ribosome biogenesis
Molecular function (GO): protein binding
Source: RefSeq, a predicted model, not a curated record
CAUGGCGAGCGGUAAUGAAGACAGCGGUGCUCCUCACAUCCAAACGAAAUUCAUCACAAAACAGGAGAAGUAUGCAGUACCGGAUGCACCGUUCUCUGUACCGAUUACUGUCGGGCAUCGGGAGUUGAACAGCUUGAUCAACAACCUGCGAAGUGAAGCGGAUGAAUCGUCACUGGAAGUGGAGUUCGACUUCCUCAUUCAUGGAGAAUUCUUGCGCCAGUCGGUCAGCGAGUUUCUCAGCGAGAGAGGCAUAUCUGCUGAGACAGUGGUUGAUAUUGAAUAUGUCGAAAAGUCUUCCCCUCCGGAACCUGAAGAUAGCCUCAUGCAUGAUGACUGGGUGUCAGCUGUCCAGGCAUCCCCAUCUCUCAUCCUGUCUGGCUGUUAUGACUCUACACUUCAUCUAUGGACCACCGCUGGAGAACACAAGCUGACCAUACCAGGUCACACAGAGCCAGUGAAGGAUGUCUGCUGGAUCAGCCAUGAAAAUGACCUUUCAACAUUUGCUAGCUGCAGCAUGGAUCAGUCUGCUCUGCUUUGGAAGUACAGCCAUGCUGGGAACAGCAUCCAGUGUGUGACUGUUUUCCAAGGACACUCCAAGAGUGUAGACUGUGUGGCUGGACAGGAUCCAGGUGUUCUCUUAGCUACUGGCUCAUGGGACUCAAACAUCCAUGUCUGGAACACAGCUUCUGUGGGGGAAGAGUCCCAAGAGCAACAGGUCAAGAAGAAAAGAAAAACUAUUGGAAAAGCCCCAGUCUGUACCCCUGCCCUGACGCUUUCUGACCACAAGCAAGGGGUGUCAUCACUCUCAUGGUUAUCUCCAUCAGAGCUGGCAUCAGCAUCAUGGGAUCAUACAAUCAAGAUUUGGGAUGUAGAGCUUGGAGGCAUGAAGAGCCAGUUGGCAGGUAACAAAGCAUUUUUCAGCAUAUCGGUUUCAAAGGUGCACCAUACCCUGCUGGCUGCAUCAGCAGAUCAUUAUGUCAAGUUGUAUGACCCAAGGUCAAGUGAAGGUAGCAUAGUGAAAAACAUGUACUCCUCCCACAAGGGCUGGGUGACAGAUGUCUGCUGGAGCACUACAAGGGAGCAUGAGUUUGUUUCUUCAGGUCAAGACAUGAUGGUGAAGCACUGGGAUGCCAGGGGAACAAAGGCACCACUGUAUGACCUGCAGGGUCACACAGACAAGGUCCUGUGCUGUGACUGGUCAAGCCCUGAAAGGAUUGUUAGUGGUGGUGCAGAUAAUGCUGUGAAGGUGUUCUCCAUUCACUAAUACAUGGAAUCAAGGA